Dictyostelium discoideum AX4 is the source of this 699-nucleotide messenger RNA. RefSeq names its product ribose-5-phosphate isomerase (gene rpiA). The transcript has a single exon. Gene Ontology annotation, molecular function: ribose-5-phosphate isomerase activity. Gene Ontology annotation, biological process: pentose-phosphate shunt, non-oxidative branch; pentose-phosphate shunt. NCBI's taxonomy places the organism in Eukaryota, Evosea, Eumycetozoa, Dictyosteliales, Dictyosteliaceae. The record is from RefSeq and is a predicted model, not a curated record. The coding region runs from base 1 to 699 and encodes 232 amino acids.
AUGUCAUUAGAUAAUUGUAAAAAAGUAGCAGCAUAUAAAGCAGUUGAUGAUUUUGUUAAAGAUGGUUGUAAAAUUGGUAUUGGUAGUGGUAGUACAAUAAAGUAUGCAGUUGAUAGAAUUAAAGAAUUAGGAUUAAAGAAUGUAAUUUGUGUACCAACAUCAUUUCAAUCUACUCAAUUAAUUGUUGAAGCAGGAUUAGAGUUAUCAGAUUUAUCACGUACACCAGAAUUGGAUAUUACAAUCGAUGGUGCAGAUGAAGUGGAUAAGGAUUUUAAUUUAAUUAAAGGUGGUGGUGGUUGUCAAUUACAAGAGAAGAUCGUUGCAUACUCUUCAAAGAAAUUAGUUAUUGUUGCAGAUCAUACAAAGGAAUCAACAGAGUUGGGUGAAAAUUGGAAAAAAGGUAUCCCAAUUGAAGUGGUACCAAUGGCUUACGUACCUGUAAUGAAGAAAUUAGAAAGUUCAUCAUUUUCAUUGACUCCAAAAUUACGUAUGGCCGUAAAUAAAGCUGGUCCAGUUGUAACUGAUAAUGGUAAUUUCAUAAUCGAUGCUCAAUUCUCAAAACCACUAUCAAAUAUUCCACAAUUAGCAAUUGAUAUUAAAAUGAUUCCAGGUGUUGUUGAAACAGGUUUAUUUGUAAAUAUGACUAAAAUUGCUUAUUUCGGUCAAACUGAUGGUACUUGUAAAGUUAAAUCAAUUUAA